AUGGAUGACUCAAACCAAACGUCUCCAGACAGGUUCAUCCUACUUGGGUUAUCUAAUGUCCCUUACCUCCAGGUUAUCUGUUUCCUCAUGUUCUUGGUGAUGUAUAUAAUAACAUUAUCAGGAAAUCUUCUACUGAUCAUCGUAGUGAGGAUCAGCCCAAAACUACACAGUCCCAUGUACUUCUUCCUGAGUAACCUCUCUAUUAUUGACAUAAGCUUCUCCUCCUCUAUAGUUCCAAUACUCCUUAUAAACACCCUAUCCAUAAAUAAAAGUAUUUCCCUAUUAGGAUGUGCAGUCCAGAUGUACUUCUCUUUAGCUUUAGGGGCAGCAGAAUGUAUAAUACUGGCCGUCAUGGCCUAUGAUAGGUUUGCUGCCAUCUGUAAACCGUUGUACUACAAUAACAUCAUGAACAAGAAAUUGUGCUUUUGUUUAGCUGCCGGGUCAUGGAGUGUGGGCUUCAUCAACUCCAUCAUUCAUGUGGCCCUCACAUUCCAACUGCCAUUCUGCAGGUCCCACCAUGUCAACCACAUCUUCUGUGAGGUACCUCCAUUCCUGCGAUUGUCCUGCAAAGAUACUAGGCUCAAUGAGAUAGCAGUGUAUAUCUCAGCAGGGAUUAUCGUUAUAUGUUCUUUCUUGUUGACCCUUAUUUCAUAUGUCCAUAUUAUCUCCUCCAUCUUGAAGAUCCGUUACUCCCAAGGGAGGUUUAAAGCUUUCUCCACCUGUGCCUCCCACCUCAAUGUUGUCACCCUCUACUAUGGGACCAUAAUGUUCAUGUAUCUGCAGCCACGCUCCAGUUACUCUCAAGAAACAGACAUAGUUGUGUCUAUUCUCUAUACAGCAGUGACGCCAAUGUUGAACCCUUUCAUAUACAGCGUGAGGAAUAAGGAUGUAAAAGACACCAUAAUCAAUCAUCUCAGUAGGCGAUAA
Molecule: messenger RNA, 927 nt
Organism: Pseudophryne corroboree (corroboree frog)
Lineage: Eukaryota; Metazoa; Chordata; Amphibia; Anura; Myobatrachidae
Product: olfactory receptor 5AS1-like
Exons: 1
Coding region: 1-927 (308 amino acids)
Biological process (GO): G protein-coupled receptor signaling pathway
Cellular component (GO): membrane
Molecular function (GO): olfactory receptor activity; G protein-coupled receptor activity; odorant binding
Source: RefSeq, a predicted model, not a curated record